CAGGAAUCGUUUAUCACUAAUGGCGAGGAAGGUCCGAGAACAUUUCCCAGAGGAGACCCAACAUGGCAGAACCGUCGGGAAACAACAAAGCCGCGGACAGAGGCAGAGGAAUCGUGAUCCCUGACGACUGGCCAGGGUACCGCCUGGACCUUUUCACCUAUCCAGCACAUUACUCAGAGGAUCUGGACAGCGUCUAUAUUCCACAUGGUGUCAUCAUGGACAGGACGGAGAGGCUGGCCAGGAACAUCAUGGAUGAUCUGGGAGACCAUGACAUUGUGGUUCUCUGCGUAUUGAAAGGAGGUUAUCAGUUCUGUGCUGACCUUGUGGAACGAAUCAAAGUCCUGAGCUGCAACUCCAGCAAGUCUCUCCUCAUGAGGGUGGACUUUAUACGCCUGAAGAGCUACCUGAAUGACCAGUCAACACAAGAUCUCCAAAUAAUAGGAGCCGAGAGUCUGUCUGUGCUGAGCGGAAAGAACGUCCUGAUCGUGGAGGCUAUAGUGGACACAGGUUUAACGAUGAAGACUCUGCUGACCCAUGUCCGAUCCUUCAGGCCCAACAUGAUCAGAGUGGCAGGUUUGCUGGUCAAAAGGGUUCCGAACAGCUCGGGCUGUCUGCCGGACUAUGUGGGAUUUGAGAUCCCAAACCGGUUUGUGGUCGGCUACGCUUUGGAUUACAAUGAAUACUUCAGAGAUCUGAAUCAUAUCUGUGUGAUCAGUGAGAGCGGGAAGCAGAAGUACAAGGUUUGAAGUGGAACCUAAUGUCCUCCCUGCAGGCUUGUUGGAGCCGUGGAGGAUCUGUACAGAUCACACAGGGCGCAAAGAGGAGCUUCGAUGUUCAAAAUAAGCAGAAAAGCCUUCUCUGCCUGCCUCCGUCUAAAGUGUGCCUGGUGGACUGAGCAAGGAGAGCUCCAUGCAUUAUAGGGUGCAGCUGUUAACAUCUUAAACUAGCUAGAACAUCCAUCCACUAGGCUUUGGACUUGAUGAUAGAAAGCUUGAUGAUAAUACUGUUUUAUUCCUUUAUUCACAAACAGUUCAAAAAUUCGUACAGUCUGUGAAAUGCAAAAGAAAAUAGAAAGCAGUUAUUUGUCCACUUUGACCUGUAUUUAUAGGAAGACAGGACAAAGCAGUGAUGGACAGUAACUAAAUAAAAAAAAUGUCUAAU
Messenger RNA from Pygocentrus nattereri (red-bellied piranha), 1161 nucleotides. It is a transcript of the gene prtfdc1b, whose product is annotated as phosphoribosyl transferase domain containing 1b. Lineage: Eukaryota; Metazoa; Chordata; Actinopteri; Characiformes; Serrasalmidae. Gene Ontology annotation, molecular function: hypoxanthine phosphoribosyltransferase activity; magnesium ion binding. The coding region runs from base 63 to 746 and encodes 227 amino acids. Gene Ontology annotation, biological process: purine ribonucleoside salvage; GMP salvage; guanine salvage. The transcript is spliced from 9 exons. The record is from RefSeq and is a predicted model, not a curated record.